Fraxinus pennsylvanica is the source of this 1173-nucleotide messenger RNA. The record is from the annotation of a GenBank genome assembly. NCBI's taxonomy places the organism in Eukaryota, Viridiplantae, Streptophyta, Magnoliopsida, Lamiales, Oleaceae.
AUGGCGACCGGGAGAGUAGAUCUGGACGGGAAUCCAAUUAAACCGAUUACUAUAUGCAUGAUUGGCGCCGGGGGUUUCAUUGGCUCGCACCUCUGUGAGAAGCUCAUGACGGAGACGCCACACAAAGUGCUGGCGGUGGAUGUGUACAGUGACAAGAUCAAGCACCUGUUGGAGACCUCGGGCUCGGGCUCACCACCUUGGGCCGAUCGAAUCCAGUUCCACCGACUCAACAUCAGGAACGACCCACGACUCGAAGGCCUUAUCAAGAUGGCGGAUCUCACAAUAAAUCUUGCUGCAAUUUGCACUCCGGCUGAUUACAACACGCGUCCCCUUGACACAAUUUACAGCAACUUCAUCGAUGCUCUCCCUGUGGUCAAGUACUGUUCUGAAAACAGCAAACGUCUCAUACACUUCUCCACUUGUGAAGUUUAUGGGAAAACCAUUGGUUGCUUUUUACCCAAAGAUAGCCCAUUACGGCAGGAUCCUGAUUACUUUGUUCUUAAAGAAGAUGCUUCCCCUUGCAUUUUUGGCCCAAUUGAAAAGCAGAGGUGGUCCUAUGCAUGUGCAAAGCAGUUGAUUGAAAGGUUGAUCUACGCUGAGAGUGCUGAGAAUGGUCUUGAAUUUACAAUUGUGAGACCCUUCAACUGGAUUGGUCCCAGAAUGGAUUUCAUACCGGGAAUUGAUGGCCCUAGUGAGGGUGUUCCAAGAGUUCUAGCAUGCUUUAGCAAUAAUCUUCUAAGGCGUGAACCACUCAAGCUUGUGGAUGGUGGCCAAUCACAAAGAACCUUUGUUUAUAUCAAGGAUGCCAUUGAAGCUGUUCUUUUGAUGAUUGAAAAUCCUGACCGGGCCAAUGGUCACAUAUUCAAUGUUGGAAACCCUAACAAUGAAGUUACAGUAAGGCAGCUUGCCGAAAUGAUGACGCAGGUUUACUCAAAGGUUAGUGCAGAGCCUCCACUAGAUACACCUACCAUUGACAUAAGCUCUAAAGAAUUUUACGGUGAAGGAUAUGAUGACAGUGACAAGAGAAUUCCAGACAUGACCAUAAUUAACAGACAACUUGGAUGGAAUCCGAAGACAUCACUUUGGGAUCUGCUUGAAUCUACUCUUACAUACCAGCACAGGACAUAUGCUGAAGCUGUCAAGAAGGCCAUUUCUAAGCCAGUUGCAAGUUAA